Molecule: messenger RNA, 1137 nt
Organism: Babjeviella inositovora NRRL Y-12698
Lineage: Eukaryota; Fungi; Ascomycota; Pichiomycetes; Serinales
Exons: 1
Coding region: 400-651 (83 amino acids)
Source: RefSeq, a predicted model, not a curated record
UACAAAUCUGAGCCAGGUAUUUUCUCAGCCUAAACUUGUGAAUGGCUUACGAGAAACAUGGUGGGAAGACUUGGGGGAAAACUCAGGGGAAAACUCAGGGGAAAACUCAGGGGAAAACUUAAGGGAAAACUCGAGGAAAACUCAUGGGACUUGCACAGUGGUACAGGAAUGGUGAGCACUGAAAAAUAUUAGUUAAAUAUAGAUUCAGACUUAGUGCUAGUACUGACAUGGCCCAAAGCUCCGGCUGGAACCGCGAAAAUAUUCCUAAUUAUGUACGUGGAGGCCUGUACCGGAGUUAACUCGGACACCAGGGUCAAUGGAUACCACAAGCAAAGAGCUGGGUACGGUAUAGGAGAUGCAAUGGUACACUACACGUAUUUUGAAAGGUGAAAUUGGCCCAUGACUUUCCAGAGUUAUAAGCCAAAGAGAACCAGAAACAAGGAGGUCCGAAAGAAAGCUCGAAAGAAGGCUCGAAAGACGGCUCAAAAGAAGGCUCGAAAGAAGGCUCGAAAGAAGGCUCGAAAGAAGACUCGAAAGAAGACUCGAAAGAAGGCUCGAAAGAAGACUCGAAAGAAGGCUCGAAAGAAAGAAGCGUAUGGAUUAUUGGCCAUUGAAAUACCUAUGAGGUGCAAGUGGACGCUCAGACAGUAAUAUUGUUAGUAUUACUAUAUAGUUGCAGCUACAUCUAUUUCUUUUCCCUGGCGCACAGGUGCAGAUAUAUUUCCAUUAGAGUACAGGAUUCAGAGUUGAGAUGAAGGAUCCGGUUUAUGGAAUAAGGCUAUGCUAUGUUUUGGAGGUAGUUUCAGGCGGAAAAACUUCAGAAGCUGUUGCCUAGGAUUAUUGGAUCCAACUCGCUUUGUUAGGCUACCUCAGUCAUGAUGGAGAAAGUUGGUGCUCGGAACAGAUUAGCAUAUAGGUGCUUGAGUUAGCUAACUCCCGUUAUGCAAUUUGGUGAGGUUUACUUGCAUUCUCCAAAGCUUCCAUGCAUAAGCGCUUUCUAUCGGGAGUUCUAGCUCGGUAACAUUGACAGGGUGUGAUUGAUGGUGACCUGUAGAAGGUGGGAAUAACAAUAAAUGGACAGUCCAGAUAAUAAGAGGUGAUUUACUUAAAGGUGAUUCACUUAGGUGACUGGCUUAG